Panicum virgatum (switchgrass) is the source of this 1810-nucleotide messenger RNA. Its product is annotated as beta-glucosidase 12-like. Gene Ontology annotation, molecular function: beta-glucosidase activity. The record is from RefSeq and is a predicted model, not a curated record. The transcript is spliced from 13 exons. Bases 114 to 1649 code for a protein of 511 amino acids. Lineage: Eukaryota; Viridiplantae; Streptophyta; Magnoliopsida; Poales; Poaceae. Gene Ontology annotation, biological process: carbohydrate metabolic process.
AAAAAAAUUGGAACGUUUUGGGCGGCCAUGCAUGAUGCAUGAGCUUACAUAUGGGGGUGCCAAGGGAGCCUAGCUGUUAACAAGCUCGAUCCACUCACUGUCGCCACACACAAAUGUACACACACACAAAAGCAAUGGCUGGGCUUCGUGUUCUACUUCCGUUUCUCCUCCUAGCCGUCGCUUUUGGCGCCCACGACGGCGCUGCCCUGCCGCCGAUCAGCCGGAGAAGCUUCCCUGAGGGAUUCAUAUUCGGGACAUCCUCGGCUUCCUAUCAGUAUGAAGGUGGCGUGAUGGACGGGGGCAGAGGACCAAGCAUCUGGGACACCUUCACCCAUCACCACCCAGAUAAAAUUAUUGACAGAAGCAAUGGGGAUGUGGCCGUGGAUUCUUACCAUCUGUACAAAGAAGAUGUGCGCCUCAUGAAGGACAUGGGAAUGGAUGCAUACAGAUUCUCCAUCUCAUGGACAAGAAUUCUUCCAAAUGGAAGUCUGAGCGGUGGAGUCAACAGAGAAGGUGUGAGAUACUACAACAAUUUGAUUGAUGAACUCUUGUUGAAAGGGGUGCAGCCAUUUGUGACCCUUUUUCACUUCGACUCACCUCAGGCAUUAGAAGACAAAUACGGAGGAUUUCUUAGUCCUAAUAUAAUUAACGACUACAGGGACUAUGCUGAAGUCUGCUUCAAAGAGUUUGGUGAUCGAGUCAAACACUGGAUCACGUUCAAUGAACCCGGAGGCUUCUGCACAGCAGGGUAUGCAUCUGGAGUGUUUGCACCAGCCCGGUGCUCGCCAUGGGAGCAGGGCAACUGCAGUGCUGGGGAUUCAGGAACGGAGCCUUACACUGUAUGUCAUCAUCAACUACUUGCCCAUGCAGAAACAGUUCGCUUGUACAAAGAGAAGUACCAGGCGGUCCAAGGAGGGAAGAUGGGAAUAUCAUUAAACUCACUUUGGUUUCUCCCUUCGUCCCCAUCCAAAUCCAACAAUGAUGCAGCGAGACGUGCCUUGGAUUUCACAUUUGGAUGGUUUAUGGACCCCCUUGUUGGAGGUGACUACCCACUCAACAUGAAAGGAUUGGUGGGAAAUCGCUUGCCACGAUUCACAAGAAAACAAUCUAAGAUGCUCAAGGGUGCAUUUGACUUCAUCGGACUCAACUACUAUACUACAUACUAUGCUGCUAAUCUUCCUCCUGCAAAUGGCCUUAACAUUAGCUAUACCACUGAUUCUCAAGCUAAUCUUUCGGGUAUUCGAAAUGGUGUCCCCAUAGGUCCCCAGGCUGCUAGUCCUUGGCUCUACGUGUACCCUCGAGGCUUUAGUGAGCUUCUACUUUAUGUUAAGGAAAACUAUGGCAACCCUACUAUCUACAUCACUGAAAACGGCUUUGACGAAGCCAACAACAUGAGCUUGCCACUCCAGGAAGCCCUGAAGGACGACACUCGCAUAGAGUACCACCACAAGCACCUCCUUGCCCUGUUAAGUGCUAUAAGGGAUGGAGCAAAUGUGAAAGGAUACUUCGCAUGGUCGCUGCUAGAUAACUUCGAGUGGGUGUAUGGCUACACAGUCCGGUUCGGGCUAAACUUCGUGGACUACAACGACGGGUUGAAGCGGUACCCCAAGAACUCAGCCCGUUGGUUCAAGGAGUUCCUGCAAAACUGAACAUGGACCUGACCUAGCAAAUGGAAGAUGCAUUUGGGACGGUGCAAGACUUUUUUGGUGUACGUUGAUUGAUUUUUGCAUAUGUCAUGGCAUGGACAUUGUGUUAAAACAAAUGCAUUUGCGUUUUGCUGCAAUAAAGCAUGUCUACGUUGGUCUGGUAA